AUGGCCGGCGCAAGCUCUCGCUCCUUCAAGCUCUCCCCCGCGGCGGUCGCGCUCGCGUGCGUGGUCGCCCUCCACGCCGGUUCUGGCGCCGUCGCGCAGACCGACUUGAGCGGCGCGUGUCUCUCUGGCAGCGGAUCGAACGCGACAGUGUGCUCGCCCGGCUUCACGUGCCUCGCCCUCAACGACACCGCCGCUUGUGUGCCCAACGCCCCAGUCUCGACGGACUUCGCGGCGCUCACCGUCUCCAACUUCGCAACGGCGGCGGCGGCGGCUUCCCCUGCGGUCGCCAACGUCUCUCCGCUCUGGACGUCCGCACUCAGCAAGGCGAAGGCGGCCAUCGCGAACCUCUCCAACGCCGACAAGUCCAAUCUCGGCACAGGUCUCGGCCUUAUCGGCGGCGCAUGCAUCGGCUCGACGCCCUCGAUCAGCGGGAUCCCCAACUUCAAGGGCUUGUGUCUCCAGGACAGCCCGGUCGGUGUCCGCUACGUCGACGGCAACUCCGUGUUCCCUUCUGAACUCAAUGCCGCCGCCACCUUCAACCGGACUCUCAUUCGCCAGCGCGGCGAGGCCAUGGGCGCCGAGUUCCGUGGCAAGGGCGUCCACGUCGCCCUGGCUCCCAUGAUGAACAUGAUGCGCGCUCCAGCGGGCGGUCGCGUGUGGGAGGGUGCUGGUGCCGAUCCUUACUUGACCGGCGAAGUUGCGUACGAGAUGAUUAUGGGCAUUCAGUCGCAGGGUGUCCAGGCGUGCGCGAAGCACUGGCUCAACAACGAGCAGGAGCACUUCCGCAUGUCGAGUUCGUCUAUCGUCGACGAUCGCACUCAACACGAGAUCUACAUGCAUCCUUUCGUUCGCAGCAUGCAGGCAAAUGUUGCCUCAGUGAUGUGCAGUUACAACCAAAUCAACGGGACCUAUGCUUGCGAGAACGACUACGCCAUCAACACCCUCCUCAAGGGCGAGCUCGGCUUCCAAGGAUAUGUCAUGUCGGACUGGUAUGCCACCCACUCAACCGCCCCCUCCGCCAAUGGUGGUCUCGACAUGACGAUGCCGGGUGACAAAUACUUCGCCGCAUUCUCCUCGUACUUUGGGAGCGAUCUCGUCAACGCUGUCUCCGAGAGUGAUGUCCCCAGUCCCGUCUCGAUGUCAGACAUGGCGACGCGCAUCCUCGCCGCCUGGUACCUCCUCGGCCAGGACUCGGGGUACCCCGACACCAACUUCAACUCCUGGCUCAGCUUCCUCGGCUCGCACGUCGACGUCCAGGCCGACCACAAGGACCUGAUCCGCACGAUCGGCUCCGCAUCCGCGGUGCUGCUCAAGAACUCGGGCAACGUCCUCCCGCUGAACGCGCCCAAGACGAUGGCCGUCGUCGGCAGCGGCGCGCGCCCCGCAAUCCUCGGCCCGAACGAGUGCCUCGACCGGAGCUGCAACGACGGGGUGCUCGCCGUCGGCUGGGGCAGCGGCACCGCCAACUUCCCGUACUUGGUCGCGCCCCAAGACCCGAUCGCGGACCGCGCGAAGGCGCAGAACACGUCCGUCGACUGGUGGACGUUUGACAACGACGCCGGGGCGAUCGCGAAUGUGGCGAAGGGCAAGAACGUCGCGCUCGUGUUCAUCACCGCGGACAGCGGUGAGGACCAAUACACCGUCGAAGGCAACGAAGGUGACCGCAACGACCUCAAGGCGUGGCACAGCGGUGACGCGGUGGUUGAAGCCGUUGCUGCGGUUUGCAACAACACCAUCGUCAUCGUGAACAGCGUAGGGCCCAUUAUCAUGGAACCCUGGGUUGAGAACCCGAACGUGACCGGUAUAAUCUGGGAGGGCAUCCCAGGACAAGAGGUCGGUAACGCGAUCACCGACAUCCUCUAUGGUGACGUCAACCCAAGUGGGCGCAUCCCCUUCACGAUCGCGAAGGCCGAGACCGACUACUCCGCUCGCGUGAUCUACACCGGCUCUGGCACUGUCCAAAUCCCCUACACCGAGGGCCUCCUCGUUGACUACCGUCAUUUCGACACCAACAACAUCGAGCCCCGCUUUGAGUUCGGCUUUGGCCUCUCCUACACCACCUUCUCCUACUCCGGUCUCAAGGUGAGCGGCUCCACCGCCGGCGGCGCCCGCCAAGCUCUCGGCCCCGGCUCGUCUCUCGACCCAUGGCUCCACGACCCCGUCGUCUCCGUCACCUUCACGCUCACCAACACCGGCGCGAAGGCGGGGACCGAGGUCCCGCAGCUGUACACCUCCCCGCCCGCGUCCGCGCGCUCGCCGCCGAUGAACCUCAAGGGCUUCGACGCCGUCUUCCUCGCGCCGGGCGAGAGCAAGACGGUCACGUUCGAGCUCUCGCGCUACGACUUCUCCGUCUGGGAUGUCGUCUCCCAGAGCUGGCAGGUCGCGCCGGGCUCGACCGGGCUCUCCGUCGGCGCGAGCAGCCGCGACAUUAAGCUCAAGGGGAGCAUCGUCAACUGA
This is a messenger RNA of Epithele typhae, 2457 nucleotides long. Its product is annotated as beta-glucosidase. The record is from RefSeq and is a predicted model, not a curated record. The transcript is spliced from 28 exons. Gene Ontology annotation, biological process: glucan catabolic process. Gene Ontology annotation, molecular function: beta-glucosidase activity. Lineage: Eukaryota; Fungi; Basidiomycota; Agaricomycetes; Polyporales; Epitheliaceae. Bases 1 to 2457 code for a protein of 818 amino acids.